Epinephelus fuscoguttatus (brown-marbled grouper) is the source of this 4630-nucleotide messenger RNA. It is a transcript of the gene tspan4b, whose product is annotated as tetraspanin 4b. Bases 436 to 1134 code for a protein of 232 amino acids. The record is from RefSeq and is a predicted model, not a curated record. NCBI's taxonomy places the organism in Eukaryota, Metazoa, Chordata, Actinopteri, Perciformes, Serranidae. The transcript has 8 exons. Gene Ontology annotation, cellular component: membrane.
CAGGAAAAAAAUGGGAAGGGGAGGAACACAGAAGGGGACAGGCAACAACACACACAUCUGGAAACAAUUGAGGAGGGAGAGGAAGAAAGACCGUCAAAGACGGAGAGAGGCGAAUAUUUGUUAACAAAAGAAAACACAGAUAGGGGGAAUCUUUCCAUUCGGAAAAUUAUAUGCAUUCAAUACAGAGUUCAGAAUCGGGGAAGAGAACAACUUAACUGGAGAAAGCGGGCAAGCACAAUCUACCAGUGAAGAACAAUAUAGAGGAAGAGAAGACAGGAAAGCUGAUUGAAAAGCCUGGCUGGUUCAGGGAUCAGUCCGAAGGAGAUCUAAAAGGAAAACUGAGUAAAGAUCAAAACCAAGAAGUGAAGGAGCGGGGAGUUACCAAGAGAAGGGUGACAAAGACAGGAUCUGAAAGGGCUGAAACUCAUCUUCAGGAUGUCAGUGUCUCGGAGGUGUCUGUGCUGUGUCAAAUAUUUGAUGUUUGUCUUUAACCUCAUCUUCUGGCUAGGAGGAUGUGGCUUGUUCGGUGUUGGAGUCUGGUUGUCCUUCACGCAGGCAGAGUUUUCCUCUCUUCCCCUGUCCUUUCCGUCCCUCUCAGCUGCCAAUCUGCUGCUGGUCGCCGGUGGCAUUACCAUGGUGACCGGCUUCCUGGGUUGUCUUGGAGCCCUUAAAGAGCAGCGCUGCCUGUUGUUCAUGUUCUUUGUGAUCCUCUUGCUCCUGGUCUUGACAGAGGUGACUCUAAUGUUGGUUAUACACAUCUUCCAUGACAAGCUGGAUUCCAAAGCACAAGGUGAAUUAAAGGAAGGUAUGAAGAUUUAUAAUUCAGAACCUGGACUGAAAAAAUCCUGGGACAAUGUCCAGAAAAUGUUCAAAUGCUGUGGAGUAACAAACAAAACAGACUGGUAUGAUGUGCUGAAUGGAACACUGCCCUCAUCCUGUUGCUCUGUGGGGACAGACCAGUGUGUUGAAGGAUGGAGUGAGCCAUGUUAUCAGAAAGCCAGGCAGUGGCUGCUGGAUAACAUCCCCUCAGUCCUGGUGUUUGGAGUGUGUAUCGGUGUUGUGCAGAUCUUGGCCCUGGUGUUCUCCAUGCUGAUGUACUGUCAGAUUCUGUGCGCUGAGAAACACUUGGACUGACUGCAGACCAGCAGCUCACUGGCCCCUGAUGUGAAGGCUCAUCACAAACUCCUCUGAAAUCUCUGCCAUACACCCCUUCAAUAUGAUCCGAACGUUCAAAAGACUGUAAUGAUCCAGUGUUUAUUUUGGUUUCAGUCCUGAAAUAGGUGCCUUAUAAAUCCCUUAAGAUUCCCCCAAAAAACUCCUGUAACACUAACAAAGAUCAGUGGGUGCACUGACACUGGUGGUACAGAAAGCCAGUAGUAACAGACUGAAGAGGUUGGUUGUCUUUGUACCAGCCAUAGAAAUGUCAGAUCAUCAAGUUUUCAUUUUAGAAUCCAUUGGCCUCCAGACAAAACAAAUUAAAAUAAUCUUGAUGCAUUGCUCCUGCAGAGUAACCUGAGGGGAAACAUGAGUCCAAUGUUAUUUUUAAAUUCUAUUUUUAAAAGACACAUUUUGCUCUCUCCAUAUUUUAUAGUAUUUUGUCUCCACAGUUGCUCAUUUUAGAUUGUUUUUAAUGUGGAGUUGUGAAAUUUGUAAUGUUAUGUGAAACAACAAGAGGUGCAUUCGUUAUUUGGACUUAUUAUUAGUUACAGCUCGACUAUGCAAUUAAAUUGGACUACUAUCCUUGUUCCAGUAUACAAGCACGAGAGGGGAAUUGAUUUAUUGACCGGAGGAUGUCUGAAACCACUACGAUAGGUAGGGAUAUGCCCCCUUUCACCUUGUUAGUAUUGGACCUAAUUCCAGUUGACCUAUUACGUCACAGACCAAACAAUCGACAAACAAGUUAACUACGUUUAGCUAGCAGCAAACUGGUACUGUGAUGGUCAAGUUUACAGCUCUGUGCAUUUUGUCCAUCCAAAAAUUACACAACUCUGGAUGUAGAUUUCACUAUUUUGUCACCAGCUUCUUUCUCUGUUAAGCAUUUAAUGCUAUUUGACUCCUAGGUCAAAGUCCGUGGUGGAACCUGCGGAGCAUUUACAGAGUAGGCCAGUUUGGAUCCGAUUGACUGUAUAUGCAGGAGUAAUUCAACGCCCGGUCGCAUUAUCUGAGUGUGUUAAUCCAACUUUGAAAAAUUAGAUUUAGCAAGAUACCUGUUUACAGGUAUGCUAAAUGUCUGGUUUUAGUCACACUAACACAAUAAGUUAUUUUUCUUUAAUGUCAUGUAAACACACUGAAUGUUGGGCAAUUGGUGAGCAUCUGUCGCCCUAGUCUUUGCAGUGUGUCCUGCACUGUUGCCCCUUGUUGGUUUAUUUUCAGCUGAUUCAGCAUGUUGAAUCAGUGUCAGUGACAGCAGAACCUGUUGGUGAAUGAAAUCACUCUGAUUGGCAGUUCAGCUCAGCACAUGAGAAGAGAAACAGAAGUGAGUUCAGUAAACAAAGAGCUAAAGUCCAGAGGGAGUGAGACCAAAACAAACUUGUUAUAUAAGGUAAGAUUAUUUUUUAAGCCACUGAGCUCUUAAGCAGAAACGUUUCCUGAUGGUUUGUGUAAUUGUUCACCGGCGCAUGGUAAAUACUUUAUGUUCUUUCAACAUUGGAUUUUGUUAACUAGUGUCUUCCUGUUUCCCUUUUUGAAUGACAAUUUCAGACCACUGUCGGCUGGUGUGGAGAGUUAUUUCCUCUCAUGCAGGUGCAGAGCGUACGUGCUGGUUGGACAUUGGCUUUACUCUUUGCUGUGUGAUCAUGUGCAACUUUUUGGGCUUCAUUGCCGCUAGUUCUCUGAAGUCAGUUUGGCCUUAAGUGUCAGCCCUGUGAUAGUCUGGUGACCUGUUCAGGAUGUACUGUACCCUGCCUCAUGGUCAAUUUCAGCUGGGAUUGGCUCCAGGACCAUCCAGGAUGCCAAGGAGAGAAGAGAGGACUCUAAAAGGGAUACUGUAACCACCUAUAGCUCACUGGUUUUAUUUGUGUGUUAGGUCAAGCACUAUAAUGGGCAUUUUGCUUUUGACAAGAAGAACCACUGUCAAAAAAGGAGGAAGAAGAUGGAGAAAUAGAAAUGUUUUUUUUGUUUUUGUUUUUUACACAGCACUUAGUUCACUUUGUUAAUAAUUUCCAGCCUUGUAUAUUAUUCCUUUACUAUAUCAGCACUUUGUAUAUGCAUUUCAGUGACUUCACAGCUUUACAGUGCUCUUAUUUGAAUCUUUUUUUUAUCUUAUUAUCACAGCAAUAUUUAAAAUACUCCCUUGGUGAUUCUCUGUCAUUCUUUAGUGUUUGUAUUUACAUGAGUUUAUUUGACUUUACCUUUUUUUAUUGGAGCAUAUACUGCAAUAUUUUGUGUUAUAGCAAAAACAGUAAGAUCAUAUGCCAGUAGUAUUACAGUACUGUUGAGAAUGUUAGAAUCAUAUGUAAUGGUCCAUACUGAUUUUUACUGCAGUUUAUUGCUGGCAACUCAGUGUGACUUAUAAUGAAACCAAAGAUUGUUUUCAGAGUCAAGACAUUCAACAAAGAAGAAAAAAGAGAACGAGUCAAAGGUGGCAGUGUAAGAGUGACACUGCCACACUCAACAUUCAGUAAGUUACAGCUCACUAAGUCAGCUCCUUCUGGCUUUAUUAUCUCUGAGCUUCACAGUGGUAACAGCUGCUAACAGGCCACAACAUCUGUUGAAACAACAAGGAGAGGAUGCAGCUCAAAUUAGAUGCAAUCUGCUCUGUUGAGGUUGGUUGUUUGGCAGCCAAUUAAAAUAACAAGUGAUCAUGACGUUAACAUCAGUUUACGUGAAAAGGCCAAAGCCAGCAAUGAAUUGACCCCAUGAACAAGAACUGUGUCUACAGUCUGAAGAGCUUAUUUCUCUGUGCCACCAGCAAAAACUGUACUGCUGACUAUAAAUCAGGGAUACUCAACUUGCUUUGCCCAGGGGCCACUUUUGCAAAAUGACAGGAGACCAGGGGCCAGAUGCAGCAGCCCCACACAGGUCAUAUGUACACAGGACAUUUCUAGGAAUUGAGGACAUUUGUGGCUCAGAUUGGACCUUUGUCGGGGGCUCUGGGUGAUCCUCUCCUGGCACUUCUUGAUAAACGGGCUCUUUUUUCAUGCUUUUUUGUGCACUAUGGCACCCUAUUUUUAUAAGUUUUAUACGUACAAAUGAAUAAGAAUUACUACCCUGUGACUGUAUGCCUUUGUGCACCAGUUAAGUUUCUCUUACAGUUUACAUCCAUGUCUGUGAACACAUGGAUGCUUCAUACCCAUUGUCCCCCCGGCAGCACAAAAGAUCUUUACCAUCUGCACAGUUUCAAGGUGGACACCCAAGAUGAAUGUCACCAAUUCAGUAUCUGACCAAAUAUUUCCCCUUCUGUUCCUGAGAUAUGACAUUGAAUAAUGGAAGGAAAUGUGUUUUAUGAAGAACAUUAUGAUGUCACAGUGAUGUUGACUUUUGACCUUUUGCAUAUAAAAUGUCAUCACUUCAUUGUUUUAUCCUAUUGGACAUUUGUGUAAAGUUUUGUCAUAAUUAGCAUAUGAGUUCUGAGUCAAGGUCACACUGACCUUGACCUUUGUCCAUAAUAUUAAAAUAUGUUUAUUCUUCA